Monopterus albus (swamp eel) is the source of this 1785-nucleotide messenger RNA. It is a transcript of the gene tmem116, whose product is annotated as transmembrane protein 116. Gene Ontology annotation, molecular function: G protein-coupled receptor activity. The coding region runs from base 103 to 1248 and encodes 381 amino acids. Gene Ontology annotation, biological process: adenylate cyclase-activating G protein-coupled receptor signaling pathway. The record is from RefSeq and is a predicted model, not a curated record. Lineage: Eukaryota; Metazoa; Chordata; Actinopteri; Synbranchiformes; Synbranchidae. The transcript has 11 exons. Gene Ontology annotation, cellular component: plasma membrane.
GGCCGUGAUCAGACGAUUUAUAGUGGGCGUGGCCAGGUGGAUGCGGUGCGCGGGCUGAGCUGCAGGGUAAAACCUGCUGUCAGGCCGCUGCAUGCGUGUCUGAUGCUCACCCUGGUCUGCAGGUUUACUCUCAGACUGAUCUGUGAGUGCAACAUGUCAGCUGCUCAGGGGCUGCAGGAGCUUUUCACCAACAGCAGUGUGAAGAACACGACGGGAGCUCGGGACUGGAGCGAGGUGUAUGAAGCAGUCAAGUGGAUCCAGCUGGUCAUGGCUCUGCUCAGUAUUCUGGGUUCAGGCUCCAUCAUCAUCUGUGUGAUGUUACAGAGGCUCUGUCGGGCGCCAGAGCUGCAGCCUCUGUUGCUGCUCAGUGCGUCUGACAUGCUGCUCGCUCUCUGCUGGUUGAGCGGAGCCAUGCUGUUCUCGAAUCACUGCAACAGCUGGAGCGCAUACUGUUACAACCUGCACACUGUGGAACAGGUUCUGUACAUGGCCUCCUUCCUCUACACACUCAACUACGUGUGGGACCUGUACAGGGGAAUCAGAGAGAUGUUCUACAGCUGCCUGGAUGGAUACUCUGUGCAGUUCUCCAACAGAGUGAGCACAGCUGGCAAAGUCACUGCUCUGCUUUCAGUGCUGAUUCCUGUGCUGCUUAUGACGCCUAUAUUUAUCCAAGGGAACAUCAGCAAAUGUCAAGCCAACUCCAGCGAGCCCUACAGGUGUCUGCUGAUGCACACCGGAGCACUGUACCUGACCUUAGAGCAGCAGCAGCCAAUCAAAGUCUGCAGCCUGCUGCACGCCUACAGCAUCACCAUCUUCCUUGCCACCUUCAUCGUCACACUAAUCAGCAUCACAGUGCUCGUGGCGAAUGCCCGGGGUAUUUACAGGCGAGCUGUGGUGUCAAACGGUUACCUUGGCAACCAGCAGCAAGCCUCCUUCCAAGUGAUGAACCGACGGAUGCUCCUGUACCCGUCGGUCUUCGUCCUCUGCUGGGGUCCAGCGGUGAGCCUGGCUUUUCUGCAGGUGGUGAAGCCCUCAGUGUGUCAGGGCGACGCCGGGGUAGCCCUCUACGUAUUACAGGCCUUCACCUCAGCCUCUCAGGGUUUCCUCAACUGUCUGGUCUACGGAUGGACUCGUGCGCACAUCCGUCGAGCCUACAGGACCGUUUUGUCUCGGGACGUGGACACUCAGACGCCCCUGCUGCGGUCCCAGAAGAAGGGGACCUACCAGUCCCUCCCCAACAUCAGCUGAAAGACACCGCACUGACGGGCUGAGGCUGAGGAGGGGUUUCUGUCAUCUGCAGCACAAAACACCAAAGGAAAGUCUGAACUUUCACUUUCACUAAGAGGGAAAACACCACAGCUGCAGAGGACACACACUUCCACCUCUGAUCCUGGACCACUGGGGCGAGAAAAAGGGAAGAAGAAGAAGGAGAGGGAGUUUACGACAAGAGGAAGAGCGACGAAGAAAACAGGAUUUGAAAGACUCAUGGCCGCACUGAGUCUGCCCUGACGUGACCUCACAGGUGGCUUGUUGGUAUCCAGUUCACCACUGGCAAACAGCCUCUGUGCAGUUCAUUAGCAUCACCCCAGUCAGAAGCAGAACUGCACAGAGCAAAAAGAUAAAAACAAGAUGUCUGAAGUAGCUGUAGCCCGAUCUUAACAAAUUCAUGCGAUUAGAGAAAUUCAAUAGAAAGUUUGAAGUAAUUUUUAGUUUUCAUGCACAAGUGGCUACAUUCAUCUCAGUUUUUACCUUUCAACUUUCCAUAGUUCCAUUAGGAUGAUCAGU